Eremomyces bilateralis CBS 781.70 is the source of this 521-nucleotide messenger RNA. RefSeq lists its product as uncharacterized. The coding region runs from base 166 to 435 and encodes 89 amino acids. Lineage: Eukaryota; Fungi; Ascomycota; Dothideomycetes; Eremomycetales; Eremomycetaceae. The transcript has a single exon. The record is from RefSeq and is a predicted model, not a curated record.
GUCUAGGAUCCAGCCUUCCGGAUAGCCGCCAGCUUCUCUUUCUUAUAGAGCCAGGAGACUCGUUCAAUUUUAACAGCGUUUUAGUUCGACAUCUGUCUCGCCUAUUCGGUGUUCCCCUCACUUUCACCGGUUAUAAUAUGUAUAUUAAUCGGGAUCCCCAUUACUAUGAGUAGUUUCGGGCGACGGAUCAGCUUAACGCCGUCAUCCCCAGCGAUUCUAGUAGCGAUAAUCCAGUCCCGUCGGGUAGUCGUGGGAACCACGACAGAUAUCUUACUAGCUGCCCUGUGGUGUGGGAUAAGCGCUUUCGCGUCUAGGAUUACCUUCUUGAUUCUCUAUAGUUUCUCUUCCGUCGUCUCUUCUACGGCCCCUGCCAUUUCAGAGAGACGCACUUCAACGACCGCUUUGGUCUUCCCUCCUACGGCGAUCUCGCUCUAGGUUGGUGCCUUGGUGGUUAGGGCCACGGCUGAGCGACCGCGGUCUUUCGCGAUUCCAGCCUCAAUACGUCUAAGACGCUCUAAUAU